This is a messenger RNA of Moesziomyces antarcticus, 945 nucleotides long. RefSeq lists its product as uncharacterized. NCBI's taxonomy places the organism in Eukaryota, Fungi, Basidiomycota, Ustilaginomycetes, Ustilaginales, Ustilaginaceae. The record is from RefSeq and is a predicted model, not a curated record. The transcript has a single exon. Bases 1 to 945 code for a protein of 314 amino acids.
AUGCGCAUUGCCAACUCGAUUGCGUGGGCGGCGCUCGGCGCCCUCGCCGUAAUCGUUGCCGAAUCUUCUUUCGCUGCAGCGGCAUUGAUCAACGUGCCGGCGCUGUACUCGUGCGAGCCGGCCGACAUCCGCGUGCUUGCCAAGGGCAACUACACCAUCGAAGGCCGCGACUCGGACUCCCACAAGCUCGUCUUCCGUGCGCGCGUCGACAAGGGCGUCAACCUCGUCACCUGGGACUCGGUCGACCUCGUCGCCAAUGCCACCGCCAUCAUCACCGUGACGGAUCAAACGAGCCCCAAGCAGACCGCCCUGGUCACGGCGUCGGCCAUCGUUCAGGCCAACCCCAUGGGCAACACCACCUGUCUUCGUCAAGAAGAAAAUUCCCGCGCGACCGCCAAGCAGAAGAACAUGGUGGCCACCAUCAUCGGCAUUGUGCUGGCGGCGUUUGUCGCGCUCGUCCUGCUGCUGGUGGGAGGCAUGAUGUACAGGCGGAAGAAGGAGAAGGCGCAAAAGUUUGAAAACGAGAGUCUGGAUCUCAACCACGGCAUGCCACAUGCAGGUGUGCCCGCAGGAGGCAGCUACAUGGCAAGACUCGUGCCCGGCUUGAAGCUGCAGGAGGCAAGACCGCUACCCAGAGACCCCGUGCUCGAGUCGGAACAGGCCAACUAUGCCUCGACGCGCAGAGGUACCCAGUACUACAAGCACACGCCCGACCUGGGCGGCGCCAAUGCCAAUCCCAAUGCCAUGCACGCCACCACCGGAUACUACAGAGAGGGAUCACCAGCGCCACAGUACCCACAGUACGGCCAUCCAAAUCCAUUUGCAUCGCAGCAGGAUCUCCACUAUCCGACGAGCCCGCAACAUCAGCAACAUCACCUCAUGUACCAGAAUAAAGACUACGACCAGUCCCAGACCUCGUUCCUCUCCAAGAAGAGCUCCAAGUAG